CCCACUGUUGGUGCUGUCAUAAUCUCAAUGACACUUCCGUAGUUUUUUUUUCUGUGUACGGUCGUUAGGUGUUGGUUUCUUGUUCGAUACGUUUUGCAAAAAUGCCUGAGAAUACCGAGCAAGGCGAGCUAGAAAAUGUCCGUGUCGUGGUCCGGGUCCGUCCAAUGGACAAACAAGAAAUCGAGAGUGGCACUCAAAACAUCGUAAAAGUGGAUAAAAUCAAUCGAUCUGUGACUGUGCUGAAACCUGGUGCAACUGCAAAUGAGCCUCCGAAAACUUACUAUUUUGAUAAUGUUUUCGGUGAGGAUUCGUCACAGAUUGAUUUAUACGUGGACACAGCGAGGCCUAUAGUAGACAAAGUCCUUGAAGGUUACAAUGGCACCAUUUUGGCAUACGGCCAGACCGGAACCGGCAAGACUUAUACAAUGUCAGGAAACCCAGAAUCUCCUCAGACCAAAGGAAUUAUUCCCAACAGUUUUGCACACAUUUUUGGCCAUAUUGCUAAAGCAAAAGAUAAUCAAAAGUUCCUAGUUCGGGUAAGCUACAUGGAAAUUUAUAAUGAAGAAGUCAGAGAUCUACUGGGAAAGGAACUUAAUAAAAGUUUGGAAGUUAAAGAACGUGCAGACAUUGGAGUGUUUGUGAAAGAUUUAAGUGGAUACGUCGUCCACAAUGCAGAUGAUUUGGAUAACAUCAUGAAACUUGGAAAUAAAAAUCGUAUGGUCGGUGCGACCAAGAUGAACUUGGAAUCAUCUCGAUCACAUGCUAUAUUUUCAAUCACGGUUGAAUCAAGCGAACUUGAUGAAGCUGGUGCACAACAUGUGAAAAUGGGUAAAUUGCAAUUGGUCGAUUUGGCUGGGUCUGAACGACAAAGCAAGACCCAAGCAACUGGGAUUCGUUUGAAGGAGGCCACAAAGAUUAAUCUUUCCCUUUCUGUAUUGGGGAAUGUGAUUAGUGCUCUAGUCGAUGGUAAAAGCACGCAUAUUCCGUAUAGAAAUUCAAAGUUAACAAGGUUGCUGCAAGAUUCACUUGGUGGCAAUUCAAAGACUGUUAUGUGUGCAAGUAUCAGCCCCUCAGAUUCGAACUACGUCGAAACGAUUUCCACAUUGCGUUAUGCCGGUCGUGCAAAGAACAUUCAGAAUAGAACUCAUGUUAAUGAGGAGCCGAAGGAUGCACUUUUGCGUCAUUUCCAAGAAGAAAUUGCUGAAUUGAAACGUCAGUUGGAAGAAGGCUCCUUCAACUUUACACCCGAUGACAUUGAGGAAUGCGAGGAAGAACCGGAAGAAAUUGAAAUUGAAGAUAUUGAAGAAAAUGGUGAAACUAAUGAGAUGAAUCCAAAGAGAAAGAAGAACAAACGAAAUGAAAUAGACAAGGAGAAAACGGAUGAAGAGAAAGAGUUGUUGGAAAAGCGUGCCUUGGAGAAUCAGCAGGAAUUAAACCGCACAAAGACCGAACAAGAACAACUUCGCAACAAAUUGAUGUCCUUAGAGACCAAAAUACUGGUAGGAGGCGAAAACUUACUUGAAAAGGCACAGGCUCAGGAAACACUUUUGGAGAAUUCAAUUCAAGAACUUGUACUGCGUGAAAAGGCGGAAGAAGAAUUACGGAAAUCACUGCAGAAGAAAGAGACUGAACGAAUUGAUGUCGAAGAACGGUAUUCUAGUCUUCAAGAAGCAUGCGUUGGAAAAACCAAGAAAAUACAACGCGUCAUGCAAAUGUUGAUGAGCGUUAAAUCUGAAUUGGCCGAUCAACAGCAGGAACACCAACGGGAAAAGGAAGGCAUUUAUGAGAACAUUCGCAGUCUCUCGCGCGAAUUAGCGCUGUGUGAAUUAGUGUUGAAUUCGUACAUACCUAAGGAGUAUCAGAUGAUGAUCGAACGUUAUACUCACUGGAACGAGGAUAUCGGCGAAUGGCAGUUGAAAUGCGUUGCUUACACUGGAAACAACAUGCGAAAACAUAUUUCUGAAAACAAAAGCAGUGCCAAUGAGAGUGAUUUCAUGGAUUUGUCGCAUGUUUACCUAAGCUACAACAAAGACAGUGUCCAGGAGCCGAUUCGUGCGAAAAGUCAACGUCCACGAACUUCCGGCGUUCCGCGUCCCACAACUGCCCGGAAGUAUAUGUGAGAAGACGUCGAAUAAAUCGUCACAGAAUUGUGGUAUUAUUGAUAUUAAAUUU
This is a messenger RNA of Hermetia illucens (black soldier fly), 2172 nucleotides long. RefSeq names its product kinesin-like protein KIF3A (gene Klp64D). NCBI's taxonomy places the organism in Eukaryota, Metazoa, Arthropoda, Insecta, Diptera, Stratiomyidae. The transcript has 10 exons. Gene Ontology annotation, biological process: microtubule-based movement. The coding region runs from base 102 to 2120 and encodes 672 amino acids. The record is from RefSeq and is a predicted model, not a curated record. Gene Ontology annotation, molecular function: microtubule binding; ATP binding; microtubule motor activity.